This is a messenger RNA of Acanthoscelides obtectus, 244 nucleotides long. Lineage: Eukaryota; Metazoa; Arthropoda; Insecta; Coleoptera; Chrysomelidae. The record is from the annotation of a GenBank genome assembly.
UUGAGAUAAGUAGGCUCAAACAACAAAAGCAGUUUAUGAUGUUUUGGUUGUCUGUUGAGAUAAGUAGGCUCAAACAACAAAAGCAGUUUAUGAUAUUUUGGUUGUCUGUUGAGAUAAGUAGGCUCAAACAACAAAAGCAGUUUAUGAUAUUUUAGUUGUCUGUUGAGAUAAGUAGGCUCAAACAACAAAAGCAGUUUAUGAUAGUAAGCUCAAACAACAACAUAAUUUGAUGAAGGAAGGCUCA